This is a messenger RNA of Caenorhabditis remanei, 570 nucleotides long. RefSeq lists its product as uncharacterized. NCBI's taxonomy places the organism in Eukaryota, Metazoa, Nematoda, Chromadorea, Rhabditida, Rhabditidae. Bases 1 to 570 code for a protein of 189 amino acids. The record is from RefSeq and is a predicted model, not a curated record. The transcript is spliced from 3 exons.
AUGUUGGAUUUUGUAGGAUAUCCACCCACUUCAGCUGACCGCUUUUACGGAACGCUUCCCACAGAUCGCAUUUCGAAUGUUGAGCUGGUAGUGGGUGUACACGGAAAUCGGCGUGUUGUAGAUAGAAGAAGACUUGCUACACGUGAAGCGGUCUCUCCGAUUCCUGCGCCACGUCCCAGAAGACGAGCGGCACGUCAGGUCUCACAAAAAGUGACUGAAGAUGUCACAGGAACUUCGGAAUCUUCUGGAGCACCUUCUGGAGCACCUUGCGGAAGUCCAUCACGUGAAGUGAGCAUGGCUGAAGCCGUCACCAAGGCUUCGGAGCCAUCUGGAGUUCCUCCUCAGAAUCAGGAAAAAGUGGAUAAGCUCGAUCCAUGGGCAAUCGAUAUGUCUGGAACAAUUAAACUGGAGCCGGUCACCGAUUUGAAUCAAGAGAAGAAAAUCACUCAAACCGUCCUCACCAACUGCGUCGUCAUCGAUUCGGAAAUCCGCAAAGCAAAGUUUUUUGGGUGCAAAAUCGAGAACUCGAGAAUCUUCGAUUGCAAAGUUAUCGACACAUCAAAGGAAUAA